Juglans regia (Persian walnut) is the source of this 2605-nucleotide messenger RNA. RefSeq names its product disease resistance RPP13-like protein 4. The transcript has a single exon. Bases 147 to 2483 code for a protein of 778 amino acids. NCBI's taxonomy places the organism in Eukaryota, Viridiplantae, Streptophyta, Magnoliopsida, Fagales, Juglandaceae. The record is from RefSeq and is a predicted model, not a curated record.
GGGGGUGGACAUUGACUUGACCCACUGUUUGAUCGAAAGCGAAAGCACGAGGUCAUUGAGCUUGAAUUUUGCCCACAACUUGGAAUUUCCUCCAAUUUCAGUGCAUUCUCUUCCUUCUCUCAUCUGCUUCCAUUUCAGUUCCGAUCAUGGCUUCCUCUGAUGGUACACAGAAAAUUUCUGCAGAGAAGUUUAACAUUCAGAAAAUCAUAGGUGACAUAGACUCCUUGCUUGAGCGUCUUCCAACACUCGAGCACUCUGCCACCGGACUCACACCUAACAACACCGACCGCAAUAAUGUCAGUGACGGCAACCCGAACAAUGGCAACAAGGGCGGCAACAUCCCCAGCAUCAACGGCGGCGACAGCAAUCAAAAGAAGGAGAUCGACGAAAAUAAGAAUGGCCACAACGUUUCAGAUCAGGAUCCAUGCGCUAGGAUCUGGACUCUGCUUACCUUCGGGAGCAGUGCCGAUAAUAAGGAGAACAACUCGGAGGCAAAGGACAGCGUCAAUAGCAGCAGAAGCAGCAACGACAGCAGCAAUCAAUCUCACUUGGAGAGAAUAACGAAAACGCUUACUCAAGUGAAAGCUGCCUUGAUUGAACUCAAGAAACUUGAAGAAGGUGAGCUGGGAAAACGAAUACAGCCUCAUCUGCGACGUGUCGACGCCAUCCUUGGACCUCAGGCACCAGCCCCUGCUGAUUCCUCUCCAUUUACACUAACUGAAGCCAACCUUCGAGAAAUCUCCAAGGAAAUCAUGAAGAUAAAGAACCAGAUUCCGUCACUGCUCAAACUCUCCCUAACGGGUCCCGGAUCUUACAACAAUUCAGAGACGAUCAAGAACUCCCAUGCCUGCAGUGCCUUCCAUGGAAAUCUCAACCCACACAAAAGUACAAUCUUUGAGAAGAGCUCCUUUUUCCGUGAAAUUGAGGAAAUUUAUGUUCACCUUGAUGAUCGUAAAGAUGAGAAAUUCUUUUUGUCGUGUUUCGCAAUGCUCCCGGAAAAUGCCGUGGUGAAGAGGAGGCUUUUGACAUAUUGGUGGGUCGGAGAGGAGCUAGUGAAAACUUCAAAUGAUGGAAAGACAGCUGAGAAUUAUGUUGAUCAAAUUCUGAAGACAUUCAGAGAGAAGGGAUUAAUCAAGCCUGCUAAGAAAGAGCUGAGAGGGGAAGCUAAAAGCUAUAGAAUGCAUCCUCUUGUGCGCUCUGUUGUGAUUAAGCUUUCCGAGAAGAAGUUCUUUGCUUUUAAUGAUAAUGGAAUUCUGACAGGGAAUCUCUCGGACUCCAACAAAAGGGCUUGUGUUACAAAGUCUUCUGUGCCUCUCGACACGGUGUUAACGAAGGAACAGGUGGCGGAACAGGAUCAGGAAGUUAAAAAAUUUGAUGAGGAAUGGAGGAAUUUAAAUCAGGAACAUCUUUUUACGAUAUUCAAUGUAAAUGAGCCAUUUCCUGAUCUCAAAUUGCAGCUUUUAGCAAAGAAGAAAGAAUUAAGUGUGGUGGAAUGGUUAUCGAAGAUGAAAAACGUUAAAGUCCUUUAUCUUGGAAGAUGGCAGAAAUCCGCUACCUAUCACAUAGAGGUGGAGAGCAUUGAAUUCUUAAAAGGGUUGAAGAGUAUGAAAGAGUUAAGGCUUCUUAGCCUUCAAGGGAUCUCCAGAAUUAACGAGCUUCCAAGUUCUAUAGGAAAGCUCAGCAAAUUGAUGAUCUUAGAUGUGAAGGCAUGUCAUAAUCUGGAGGAACUUCCGCAGGAGAUAUCCAGACUCAAGGAACUGAGAUACCUGGAUGUUUCAGAUUGUUAUAUGCUGGAUCGGAUGCCAAAGGGGCUAUCUUCCCUCACAAAACUCCAAGUCCUUAAGGGGUACGUUAUUGGGAAUCCGCAAAGCGGAAGCUUCGGCACCUUAGAUGAUUUGAAAGAUUUAAAGCAUUUGAGGAAACUGACAAUCAGCGCAAGUAGCCACGAAGUCCCUACUUCAAAAGACCCCGAAUUCCCUACUCCAAAAGACCUGCUUGCUCUCAAAAGCCUUGGAACCAAUGGGGCGCUUCGAAAGCUGACAUUAGCAUGGGGAUCAAAGCAAGGCACUGUUGCACAAAAGACAUCAAGAGUACCCAGCUAUAAAAAAACCCCCAGCAUGCUACGAAGGAAGUUGUCGAAGAAGAGUAGUUACGAAAGUCCGGAAGCGAAGCUUCCUGAGAAAUUGGAGAAACUGGAUCUUCAGUGUUACCCAGGGACAGAGAUACCUAGUUGGCUGGUACCUAGCAACAUGAAGAGCCUAAAGAAACUCUUUAUUAGAGGAGGAGGGCUCGAAACUCUGAAGAAUGAGAAGUGGACUGUUGAGACUUUGUGUUUGAAGUACUUGAUUGGCUUGAAGUUAGAUUGGAUAGAAUUGCAGCAAAGAUUUCCAAAUUUGGCUUACUUGGAGAAAGUCGGAUGCCCAAGGAUCACUUUCUGCCCUUGCGACGAGGAUGGAGUAUGGAAGAAGCCUACAUCAAAUUGAAUUAUUAUAGCAGCAGCUCAAGUGACCAAAAAAAGUAAAAAUAAUAUUUUGUGAAAUGGUUAUUGUUUUCUACUCGGUGGACAAUGUUAGAACACUGUUGUAUGUUUGUUCCUACUUGUUUU